Messenger RNA from Drosophila ananassae, 2012 nucleotides. RefSeq names its product homeobox protein unc-4 (gene OdsH). Bases 665 to 1939 code for a protein of 424 amino acids. Lineage: Eukaryota; Metazoa; Arthropoda; Insecta; Diptera; Drosophilidae. The transcript has 4 exons. Gene Ontology annotation, molecular function: DNA-binding transcription factor activity, RNA polymerase II-specific; sequence-specific double-stranded DNA binding. Gene Ontology annotation, biological process: regulation of DNA-templated transcription. The record is from RefSeq and is a predicted model, not a curated record.
CAAGCUCCGCGCUCCAAAGCUACCAAGCUAGCAAGCUCCCAGCUCCACUUCCACUCCACUACGGAGCUCCACUACGGGCGUAAUUUUAAUUCGAAUCAAUUUGUUUGUCGCCGCCGCCGCGGCCGCUCCACAGUGUUAACCAUAUUGGCACAGUGGGCACACGGCGAUCCGGCUAUCCGGCGAUCCACUGUGCGGCUCACUAAACGUCUAUCCCCAAAGGAUCCCCCGAAUAAACACGGAUGCGGGCCAAUUUUUUACAAGUGUUAGUGUCAGUGUGAUAGUGUCUGUGUGUCUGUGUGUGUGUUGGAGCUAUCAAGUUCAAAUACAGUCGAUGUCCUUUGAAAAGGAUACACAGAAAGUUAAAAAAUUUAACUAAAAAAGUGUAUAAAACAUAAAACUCUUGGUUCCAGAACUAAAAGCUAUUUUUUUUUAUCUAAAAAUUAAAUUAUAUUAAAGCAAAGUUAAAAAUAAAGUUUAAAACUUAAGAAUCCAUAAAAUAUAAAAACUAAAUUUAAAAAAGAUUAAAACAAACCAAAAACAUAAAACUUAAAACCAGAAGCCCCAAAAACUAUACUAUAGAUAACCGGUACUCGAAGAAUACCAAAAAUAUACCAGAUGCUAGCUAAACUAAGUAAUAAUACUAAACUAGAUCCUGGAAAGAAAAAUGGAUCAAUUGAUUAAACAAUUGCAACUGGCUGCUGCCGCCCAGGCCCAAGUCCACGGCCAGGUGGCCACUAACAGUCCAAUAUCCGCACAUCCGCAUCCACAUCCGCAUCCACAUCCGCAUCCGCAGGCAGCGUCCGCCUUGCAACUUUAUGCGGCAGCCGCUGCCGCCAAUCUGCGCGUGCCCGGCUGGUCGCCCUUUCUAAGUCCGACAGGAUCUGGCCCGGGACCUGGCACCGGAAGUGGCGGCGGCAGUACGUCCUCCUCGGUCUAUAUGCUCCGCCAGAUGGCGCUAAUGCAGCGGGCCAAUGCCGCGGCCGCAGCAGCCGCCCUGCAGGACCAACGGAAUCAGGAUCAAGAUCGGGAAAUGGAGCGAGAGAGGGAGUGGGAUUGGGAGUCGAAGAAGUCCUUUAAAAAGCAGGGUCCUGUCAGUCGACAAGCGCUAAUUAAGCAAGAAGAUUCCAGUCAUGAGGAGGAGGCCAAUAGCGAUCAGGAACACAAUCCGGAUGAGAAGGAGGGAACUUUCCCGUAUCCGGAUGAUGAAACCGGAGAGUCGGAGGCUCUGAAACGACGACGUUGCCGGACAAACUUCAAUUCGUGGCAGUUGGAGGAGCUGGAAAGGGCAUUCCUGGGCAAUCACUAUCCGGAUGUGUUCAUGAGGGAGGCACUGGCAAUGCGACUGGAUCUGAAAGAAGGACGAAUAGCGGUCUGGUUCCAGAACCGACGAGCCAAGUGGCGCAAAAAGGAGCACACGAAGAAGGGUCCUGGCCGGCCGGCCCACAACGCCCAGCCCCAGAGCUGCAGUGGAGCUCCUAUACCCCUGAGUGAGCUACGGGCCAGAGAGAGGGCCCAGAGAAGCAAACGGAUGGGAAAAGCCAUCGAAAGGCAGGCGCGGAAAUUGCGACUAAAAGGCAUCGAAGUGGACUUGGAGAGGCUGAAAGCCGACUACUUGGCGGCUCACAAGGAUCACUGGCUGGCGAACCAGGGCCAGGACGAGGACCAGGACCUGGAGGACAUGGCCAGCUACGAGGACGAUGAUCUGCCCAUCGAUGUGGUCGGCGAUCCCCAGGACGGUAGCCAGGAUAAUUCGUUUUGUUCCUCGAGGACAUAUCCGAAGAGCAGCACUGGCAGCGAAGCGGACGUGGAACCGGAAGAUCCUGAGGAGGACCCGGAGGACAUUCGAGUGCCCAUCAAGCUGGAGCCAGAGCCGCCGCAGAACAGAAACAAAAGCAUCUACAAUUCGCCCUUCAGCAUCGAAUCCCUGCUGGGCUCAUAACGAAUAUCGGAUAUUGUGUGUUUGUAGGAUUAGUUUUUCCGGUGUAUGUGGUGGACUAGCUAAGAAAUAUAUA